AUGAAGUCCAUUUCCAUCUUAGCCCUCUUCUUCGUUCUCUUCCUAGUGCUUUUUGUUACACCAAAGGUAGAAGCCAACGACGAUGAGUGCCUUAAAGAAUACUUUCCACAGGGAUACGAAAUUCCUGCUUACCGUGCUUGCACAGAACCGGAUAAUCCAUCACUUUGUUAUGUCACUUGCCAGCAAGAAAGGGGCGCGAAAGGUGGUAAAUGCAAAGGAGAAAAGAAAGAUCUCGAGAAUAUUCAAUGCUUUUGCGACUAUUGCAGCGAUGAUCGCCUACCCCUCCUUUUUUUUUUUGAGCCUACCCCUCCUUUAAAUUCAAGCAGAUCCGCCUUUGCUUAA
Molecule: messenger RNA, 342 nt
Organism: Microthlaspi erraticum
Lineage: Eukaryota; Viridiplantae; Streptophyta; Magnoliopsida; Brassicales; Brassicaceae
Source: the annotation of a GenBank genome assembly